Messenger RNA from Mercenaria mercenaria, 1679 nucleotides. RefSeq lists its product as uncharacterized. The coding region runs from base 461 to 1534 and encodes 357 amino acids. The transcript has 9 exons. The record is from RefSeq and is a predicted model, not a curated record. NCBI's taxonomy places the organism in Eukaryota, Metazoa, Mollusca, Bivalvia, Venerida, Veneridae.
AGUGAACUAAAAUUGUGUCUCAUGAAACCAAUCGUGGUUUAAACUUAACUUUAAAAACAAUAACUGACUUUUGCGUUACAUUUUCUAAAUGAAUAAAUUAUAACAUGACAGGCAUACAUAUAUAUCGAAUUUCAGACUUUUAAAUUUUUUAAGUGAAAAUAUUUUUCAAAAAUUAUGUAUUACUAUAGAUCGUUUGCUUUGUAAAAAAAAGCAACAUUUUAGUGAAUUUUAAAAUAAAAAAAAGAAAGGAUUAUGGUUUUCGAAAAUAAAAUAACAUGUGGAUAAAGUGAUAAAGAGCAACACAGCUUACAGGAUUUAGUCUUCAAAUUAUAUGCUUCAUUUAAAAAUAUUUACACUGAUAAAGGUGGAUAUGAACAAAAAACGCAUUUUCCAUUGCUGAUAAACAAAGUACCGUAUUCACGAAUUUCUAGUAUUUCGUGUACAAGAAAUAGACGAAACAAUGACAACGUCGGAUGCUGUUCAAAUUAUGGCGCCAACGGCCACAAAAAUAACUCUGCUACCUCCAAAAGCCUCUCCCAUACAGUCGGGAAUAGUACGGCGGGGACAACUCCGUGUACCUCGCUCGGUUCAGCUUGAGUUAGCCCGAAGCUUGACGUUUGGCGUUCUAGGUGAUGACAGCAACCUCUACCCUAGUUCUAAAUGGGUGUCGGAGAACAGGGACAAUUUUGCUGGUAGAAAAGCCGAGGAGACUUCUCGACUGAAGCCGGAUUUUGUGAUCACAUCAUUAGAUACCAGAAAGCACAACCCACAGCCCACGCAGAUAUUUCAUAUAAGAAGAAUUAAUAAAAAGCCCGUUUGCAAUGUUCAGUCGUGGGUCAGCGUCGGGGGCAAGGAGGAGACCAGACCUGAGUCCUCGGUCUAUAAAGUUUCAUUUAAAGAGCACCAAGCCGAACCAGUACACAUUGUACACAAGGAAGAUCAGGAUAAACCUAUUGAAGGAAUAGUGCCUGUGAAUAUAUCAGGGAGCAAGUUUGACAUCAGGUCAGAGAUGAUGUUGCCUGUAUGUGAUGCUUUAAGAAUGCCAUCGGCACCUAACCCACACAGAUAUUUAUUGAGGAAAAGAAAAGUGCCUCCACCCUUUAACACUCACACAACUACAUAUACUUCAACAGCUACAUCCGGAAUUGUGUAUCCGAAUCUCGAGCACUCUCGCAUGACGUCAUACGAGCCUGGGAUGGUCCAGACUGGUUCUCUUCCGUUUCCAAACGAAACAGCAGCAAAUACAGUACCAAAAGAUACGACAGACAGAAUUAGUGUGACCAGCAUGUCUGGUCAAAGCUUCAGCAGACGAAAAUUUAUACAACCGCCCGCCUGUCGUAUUUUCCAAGCACCGCGUCCUGAAUCCCCUAUCUGUAUUUCGAGCCUUGCUGGCAAGGCAUUUUCUAGAAGACGAGAGCUCUGUCAUCCACCUCCAGAGAUAAAUUUAGGUUUUGACGGAGGCGUUGCUGAGACAACCAGUACAAAGUUUGACGAUAAAUAUUUACCUUUUAUAAGGGCAAAGACAAUUAUAUAGAUGCUUGCGUUUGUUGUUUUUAGGAAAAUAUAGUCUUUAAAGUAUCUUUGUUAUAUGUAUUUGUUGUAUACGAUAUUUUUAUUUAAAGAAGAAAACGUGUAGAGUGCUAUUGUGUUUCAUUUUUAUUAAAGUUGUGACAAAGUUA